Molecule: messenger RNA, 1588 nt
Organism: Cryptomeria japonica (Japanese cedar)
Lineage: Eukaryota; Viridiplantae; Streptophyta; Pinopsida; Cupressales; Cupressaceae
Exons: 4
Coding region: 112-1338 (408 amino acids)
Source: RefSeq, a predicted model, not a curated record
CAUUACUGUGUCAAAAUCUCUUCAAAUUUAAUGGUUUUUCUGCUGCGUCAAGGCGGUUGUUUUAACUUCCUGAAGUAAUAGGAAGACCAGUUUAUAUUGGAAUCAUUCCCAAUGGCAGGUCUACGUCUACUUGACAAACUGCGAAAGCUCUGGGAAACUUUCCCCUCCAAAGCUGUGUUGAGUAAAACAGAUCGGAGGCAAAUGCAACAUGAAGCUGAUGUGCAUCGACUUUUCCUUGCUACAAGCUAUAAUCAUUUCAUCAAGACUGCCUGUGAAAAAGAGCCAGAGGAGAUAUGCGAUCUUGCAAGCAGAAUCUCAUUUCAAGAUCAACAGAAGCAAGUGCAAGAAUAUAUACAUGUUCAAAUUCAGGCCAUCUGCCAAGCUAUGGAUGAUAUGUUGAUUUGGGAUGAGCAAAUGGAAAAACCAAAAACUGCCAGCACACCGAUGAAACAGAAUGCUCGUCGCAGCGGCCUUAGUUUUGCAGUAGGUGCAACUGCAAACAGGACAUAUCCAGAUAUGACUGCUGUUGCUGCUACUAGGUCUAUGAAAAAUGUGGAAUUGUCUAGUGCUUUGAAGGAGCGCAUUGGAUACACUCUUGAGUUGAAACCAUCACAAGUAUGCCAUGAGAAAGGAGGCCAAGGGCUAUAUUUGAGCGGAAAAGCUGGGAUUGGAGCUGUUGUCUCAUUUUACCCUGGUGUGAUAUAUUCCCCAUCUAAUUACCGCUACAUCCCAGGAUACCCACGAGUUGAUGCUGGAAAUCCCUAUUUGAUUUCAAGGUAUGAUGGAAUAGUUAUAGAUGCCCAACCUUGGGGAACAGGAGGUGAAACCCGUGAAUUCUGGAAUGGCAUUUUUGAUAGGAGCACAACAGAAUUCUCUAGGAGUAGUCAAAGAAAUAAGGCAGAUGUUUUGUGGCAAACACUAAGCAAGCCAAAGCAGAACAUGUCGCUAACAAAAGGUGCUGUUGUGGAGAGAAGAAACCCCCUUGCUUUAGGACAUUUUGCUAAUCAUCCAGAUAAGGGAAUGCAACCAAAUGUGAUGAUUUGUCCAUAUAAUUUUCCUUUAUCAGACACAAGAAUGAGAACCUACAUUCCUAAUUUACUGUUUGGCAGUGAAGAGGAAGUGAUAAUGGAAAGAUAUGGUUCGUUCUGGUUAAAAUCGACAUCUGCAGAUGAUAUUAAUGUGUCGGUUCCUCCAGCAAUACGUACACUUGUCCUUGUGGCAACAAGGCCAAUAUGUGAUGAAGAAAUAUUUUUAAAUUAUAGAUUGAGUAACCCUAAAAGGAGGCCUGAUUGGUAUCAUCCAGUUGAUGAGGAAGAAGAUCGACGGAGAUGGAGUUGACUUUAUUCAUUACAGGAAAAUAAAUUGAGAUCAUCUAUUAUUUUUCAUGCAUUUAUCAAAAUUUCUGAACAUCUUGUUAUAAGAAAGGUCUAGUUAUGCCAAUAGCAAUCUCCAUUGGAUUGUUUGAUGAGAUAGUCUAGAAGGCAUCUUGCUUGAAUUUAGCUUUGGCAUAAACAUUCUCAAUUGAAACCUUUGACAGAUGAGUUCUGGCUUCGUAAAAUUUGUGAUUUCUCAGCCAUGUUGAACCUGA